AUAAUAUACAAGAGGUUCGAACCCCACUUAGUGACAGUCAUCUGUCUGCAAGCGCAGGGGUGAAUGCAGCGGGUUUUCAACACUGGCCGGGGGAAGGGGGGGGAGCGGCGAUUGGGCUGCUGGCGCUCUUUAAAGUCCUAGAUUGGAGACGACCAUCUGCAUUAAUUCAAGCCCCUUCUGCUCUUCUCCCCGCGGCCGCCCCUCUGCCUUGCAACAACCGCCGCCAGCCGCCAACCGGGAGGUUCUGCUAGGAAGGGGUGUCUUUCCUCGCCCGGUAGGAAGCAAACAUUUCUCUCUUCGGUUGUCAUAUCCUAAUUAAGGAUCCCGACGGAAGCAACCAGCGGAGAUGCCAGGGAUGGUCAGUAAAAAUUCCGAUCUCGAAUUCGACUCUUUGCAGCCCUGCUUCUAUCCGGACGAAGAUGAUUUUUAUUUAUGCGGUCCUGACUCUGCUCCUCCGGGGGAGGAUAUCUGGAAAAAGUUUGAGCUACUGCCUACGCCUCCACUGUCUCCCAGCCCGGCGGGUCUGCAGGAGAACCCCCCAGGAGGAGCCCCCGUGACAUGGGGAGGAACGGCUCUAGGCGGAUACCGAACCAGCGACCCUCUGGACUGGGCAUCUGAGUUGCUGCUGCUGCCCCCCGAAGCUGACCUGUGGGGCAGUGGUGAUGGAGGAGACUCCUUUGAGAUGGGUUUGGGAGAAAGCAGCAACCUCAACGCCAUCAUUAUUCAGGACUGUAUGUGGAGCGGCUUUGGGACCAGUGAUAAGCUGGAAAGGGCAGUCCCCGAGAAGCCACAGACUAAAGGAGGAACAGCUGGAGCGCUUGCCCCAGCUGGCUCUGCCAUCCCCCCAGCUGCCCUCCCCUCCAAAACCAGCCCUGGAAACAAUAGCGGCAGCCAAGCAGAGCUCAACAAUUCAGUGUCGGAGUGUGUGGAUCCAGCCGUGGUUUUCCCUUUCCCCUUUAAGAAGCGAGAUCCCCCAGCCCCGGUCUCCUCGGGAGGAGGAGGAGGAGGAGUGGCAGGGGCCCGGGUGAGCAUGAACUGCAGCAGCGGUGGCUUUGCUCAAGGGGUGGCCACCCCUGCACCCCGAAGCAACCACCACCCAAGUAUAACUAGUGACAGCCGGGCCAACAACAGUUCGGGAGACGACACACUCAGUGAUUCUGAUGAAGACGAGGAAGAAGAGGAUGAGGAGGAGGAAAUCGACGUGGUCACUGUGGAAAAGAGGCGCUCUUCCUCCUACAAAGCCAUCACCACCCUGACCAUUGCAAUGCGUCCCAAGAACGGCAUUCCCUUUGCCUCGAUGAGAACUCAGCCCAAUGAAGUCAUCUUAAAGCGCUGUGCCCCAAUCCACCAGCAGCACAACUACGCUGCGCCUUCCCCUUAUAUCGAGAGGGAAGAUGUGCCUCCGCCCAAAAAGCUAAAAAACGAAGCAGCACCUCGUCCAGCAAAGCCCGUGACCCAACCAAAGCCCAAGAGCUCCAGCCCUCGCAAUUCGGAUUCAGAAGACAGCGAGCGCCGACGCAACCACAACAUUUUGGAACGGCAACGGCGUAACGAUCUGAGGUCGAGUUUUCUGACAUUAAGGGACCACGUGCCCGAACUGGUGAAAAACGAGAAGGCCGCCAAAGUGGUCAUCUUGAAAAAAGCCACUGAGUAUGUCCAUUCCCUGCAGGCUGAGGAGCACAAGUUGUUGUUGGAAAAGGAAAAACUCCAAAUCAGGCAACAGCAGUUGAUAAAAAAAUUAGAACAUAUGCAGACUUGCUAACGUGGGGGCUGAAAACAAAAACAAACAAACACCUGACCUUUAUAUAUUUGUCUGAUCUGGACAGCUAUUGCCACUUUGCACAUUUUUGAUUCCUUAAAGAGAGCUAUGUUUUUUUGACGUUAAGAAUGUUGGUUUUAUUUUCAAUCCCGUCUCUUGUGUAGAUGACACCACCUUGUUACCUGAAGGGGAGAUCAGAUGGAUGUCCUUCCUUCUCUGGAAUGGAAGAGAUUGCCAAACCACGGUGGAAUGGCUUCCUGUGUUUCAUCUUGGAACCGUCGGUGUUCUUGCAAUGUUGUGAGCGUUGGGACUUGCUUAUGACAUCCAGUUGAGUUGGAAACAUUCAUUCCAUUUUAAUGGUGCUUAUGUUUUACAGGUGUUACGGGGGCAAAACCAUGUUAUACCCAGGGGGAAGGGAACCGCCUGUGUAAAUACCAUAUACACGUUUGCCUUUUGUACACGUCUUGGGUUAUGAGAGGUGACUUUUGCUACCAAUAUUAGACUGGAAGUUCAUACCUAAGUACUGUAAUACCUCAAUGUUUGAGGAGCAUGUUUUUGUAUACAAAUAUAUUGUUAAUCUCUGUUAUGUACUGUACUAAUUCUUACACUGCCUGUAUACUUUAGUAUGAUGCUGAUACAUAACUAAAUUUGAUACUUAUAUUUUCGUAUGAAAAUGGUUGUGGAAAGUUUUGAGUAGAUAUUACUUUAUCACUUUUUUGGACUAAGAAAACUUUUGUAAAGAAAUUUACUAUAUAUGCCUUUUUUUCCUAGCCUGUUUCUUCCAGUUAAUGUAUUUGUUAAUGUUUGUUGCAUAGAACUGGGUAAUUGCAAAGUUCUGUGUUUAAUUUCUUCCAACGAUGUACAUUUAGUGCUGCAUCUUUAUAGCACUUUGAAAUACCUCAUGUUUAUGAAAAUAAAUAGCAAUUAAAUGA
Molecule: messenger RNA, 2691 nt
Organism: Ahaetulla prasina
Lineage: Eukaryota; Metazoa; Chordata; Lepidosauria; Squamata; Colubridae
Gene: MYCN
Product: MYCN proto-oncogene, bHLH transcription factor
Exons: 3
Coding region: 347-1762 (471 amino acids)
Biological process (GO): regulation of transcription by RNA polymerase II
Molecular function (GO): RNA polymerase II cis-regulatory region sequence-specific DNA binding; protein dimerization activity; DNA-binding transcription factor activity, RNA polymerase II-specific
Source: RefSeq, a predicted model, not a curated record